AUGAAUUUUGCAUUAUGUUCUAACAAUCAUCCGGUGAACUAUAAGGGCUGUUCAACUUAUAAAGAUCUUCAGUCUCGUAAGAAACCAAAUUCAAAGUACCACAACCAAUCUAAUCUUAAUUUUAAGACUAAUAUUGUAAAAGACAGCCAUCUAUCAGGUAACACUCCACUCAAUAUUAAUGCAAAUCAAUUUCAAACGUAUAUUCAAGCCAUUCAGAAUCAACCCCCUCCUCAAAAUACUCCUUUAUCAACACCAGAUACUAAUACUCAAAUGUCAAGCUUCUUUAACGAAUUUAAACUCCUAAUUAACCCGUUAAUUUCUUUAAUUACUAAAGUUAUUUCCUCCUUAUUAGAUAAAAAAUAA
This is a messenger RNA of Cinara cedri, 363 nucleotides long. The record is from the annotation of a GenBank genome assembly. NCBI's taxonomy places the organism in Eukaryota, Metazoa, Arthropoda, Insecta, Hemiptera, Aphididae.